This is a messenger RNA of Gryllus bimaculatus (two-spotted cricket), 3446 nucleotides long. Lineage: Eukaryota; Metazoa; Arthropoda; Insecta; Orthoptera; Gryllidae. The record is from the annotation of a GenBank genome assembly.
CCAGAUGUUCCAAGACAAGGCCUCCAGGCCUCGCGCGCCAGAAAAUAAAAACCGAAGUAUAAGAGAAGCAUUGAGAAAUUGAGCUUUUAAUGCGCGUAAUACUGACAACAGCUUUGCGUGGAAUAUCAAACAGGGCAGGAUCAAGUGGCACGCACAGAGAGUAUAUUACGCACGUGGGGCAGAAGCAACUUGCUUCUAGCUAGCAGAAACAUCGCCGGAGACCAAUUAGGCAGAUGCGGACGACGCGUGGGGACCAAUCGAUUUCUCCUGAACGGUUCUGAAUUGGUUCAAAUCGCCGUGUGUGUACAACUACGAGUGCAAUUGUGUGAAAUUCUGUACCAUCAAUAUGAGUGACUAUGAGCUUACAGAUUCGGACUAUGAUUAUGAUGAAAAUGAAAAGAUUCUACUUCAGAGAGCUAAACAACCUACCCAAGAUGAUGAAGAAGACAGUGAGGAGGAAGUAUUAGGUUUUCAGUCUUCUGAAGAGGAAGGUGGAAAAGAAGACUUUGACGAGGAUAUAGAAAAUUAUGAAGAUGACCUUCCCAACGUAAAAGCUUGGGGUCAAAGAAAAAAGAUUUAUUAUGAUACAGAUUAUAUUGAUCAAGAUUUUGGAGGAUUUCAGGGUCAGGAUGCUGAAGAUGCAGAGAAUGAAGAACAAGAAGCAAGAGCUAUCCAAGAGAGAUUGCUUCAGGAAUUGGAUGAAACAGAUUAUAUGCUUGAUACUUUUGCCCAGGCAGAUACUGUUGGUGAAGAGAAAGCAGAGGAGAAAAUUAAAACAGAUGUAUCAGGCCUCAGUAAACGAGAUAAACUUGCUCUCUUUGCCAAAGAGUCUCCUGAAUUUCCUGGUCUGAUAGAGGAUUUUAAAGAAAAGAUGGCAGAAAGUGAAAAAAAGUUACAGCCAAUUGUAGAACUAAUUAACAAUGGAAAAAUUCCAAAUUCACCAAUAUGCAAAUUCAUUAAGACCAAAUAUCAUUUAAUACUGAAUUAUUCAACAAAUAUAUUGUACUAUCUGCUGUUAAAAGCUCGCCACAUGCCUGUUCAGAAUCAUCCUGUUAUCCAGCGACUUUUUCAGUACCGACAACUUUUAAAACAGUUAGAAAGUAUUGACAAACGUGUUCAGUCUCAGAUAGAUGAAAUAUUGGAGAAGAUAAGCAAUGGAGAAGAAAUAAAGUUUUAUGAUCCAAACAGACGUGUCAGUCAAAAGAAACGAGUUGACUUUGGUGAUCAAGUUUGUAGUAAAGAAUAUGGUGAAGAUGACGCAGAUAAGAUAAAUAAUGGUUUGGAUGCAGAUGAAAAUGGAAACAUGGAUGUAGAAGAAGGUUCCCAAAAUGAGAAUGCUAGACGAGCAAUUACUUAUGAAAUUGCUAAAAACAGAGGACUCGCUCCAUAUCGCAAGAAGGAACUUCGUAAUCCACGUGUAAAACACAGAAUGAAGUAUCGAAAAGCCCAAAUCAGGCGGAAAGGCCAGAUCAGAGAACCAAGAAAAGAAUUACAGAAGUAUGGUGGAGAAAUUUCAGGAAUCAAAAUUGGAAUUAAUAAGAGUAUUAAACUCAAAUAAUAAUUUGUUGAUCUUGGAAUUUUUGAACGUCAUUUAUCAGUCAUCAAAUAACUCCUGCUCAACUUUUAAACAAUACUCUCUUGUAGCUGCAAUAAUUUCCUUUGUGUAAAUAUGCAAAUGUAUUUGAGGGAAGUUAUUAAAUAAAUUCUAUUUUUUUAUGAAAUAGUAUUUUAAAAUGCAAAAAUGAAGUUUUUCAUUGUAUUAAGAGGUUGAAUUUCAACCAUCUUAAUUUAAAAUAUUGUUUUUGUAUUCAUUUAUUGACAAAUAGACUUCAGAGGCAGAUGGUGCCCAGUAAUUCAAUAUUAAAUAUAACGGAAAUUUUGAAGAGCGAAAAUGUGAAUGUUCAUUCCUUGAAAUUAUAAUUAAAUGUUUAUUGUAGUAUUGUUCUGUUAUUAUACGUAGAAAUAAUUUAAUUAAAAUUUGAAGUUAGAUGUAUUACUUUCACGUUGCAAUAAAACAUUAUUUAUAAUAUAUCAGUUCAUGAAAGAUUUUAAAUGCCUUAAAUUAUUUAAAAUUUAUUUUAUGUACACAUGCAAUUGUUGUUUUUUUAAACAAGGGUAGGUUGUAAUCUUCCAAAUAUACUAGGUAGCCUGUACUGCCCAGAAUUUUUUUAAGAUAACUCCUCCAAGUACAUAGGUUCAGAGACAAGUAUUUACAUGACUUUGCCUUCAAGUGUCAUUUUGUCAGUCUCAAUUAGGAUCCAUCUUGUAGAGUUGAAAACAUGGGUACAGAAAAAACACGCGAUUGGUUUCCAUAGCUGGGUAGGUAUCUUCCUGUUUGAAUCUGUGAACAUAGGUUCUAAAACAUCUUGUUACCCAUCCGAAACUGUUUGAAAUAAUUAUUUAUCUUCCUGUGCUUCCAACUGGCCCAUGAUUCAACCAGAAGAAUUAGACAGUAGAUUCACUUUUCCUUGUAUGUCUUGUUGCUGCCGAUUUGCUAGUGCUUCCAAGCAGUUUUGUCACUUGGUGGGUGGGUGUUUUUUUUAUUUACUAUAAUACCUGUGACAUUUACAAGGCAUAUUAUCUAUUGGGGGCAUUCCUAUGAUACAACUUUCACUUUAUACAAUGCAGAUUGCAUAACCUACCCUUAGAGCAGAUAGUUGAUAUACUUACACCAUUCCUUGUACUUAGGGUGAGGAUUCCUAUGCACUAAAAUUUCUGAAAAUAUGCUUAAAAAAUGGGAGAAAUAUGCAUUUAAAAAGAAAAAUAUACACAAACAAAAAGGAAUAUUUUAUUAUAUUGAAUAUACAUGAAAUUGUUAAUUAUAAAUUUGUAAUUCAUAUUAUAAUCAAAUUAAUUGUAAACUAAUGUUUUUAUUCCUCUACAUUUGAUUUUGCGCUGCUGCUCGAACAUGAGAGUAAAAAUAUUUCUGGCACCGCUUAGUUAUUAGAAAUGCUUCUAAAUUAAAUUACAAUAACGCAUUUUUCAAGACAUCUCUACUUCUUAUUCUUCUUUUGAGUUAGGGCUCCAUCUCCUGGUGAAUGUAGGCGAUCCAGAUCUCCUUGUUUUGUUUCUGAAUCCAUGGCAUGCUAAUUGCGCGGAAUGUCACAGCUACACAGAAUGCAGCAGUGUAUUCAAAAUUGAAUGUUGCUUGCAGUUCUUUCUCAUAGAGGUGAACAUUUCUUAUAUUCUUAUAAUAAAAUGCUUCUUUUUAGCUUUACUCAUAAGUGUGUAGUAGGAGAUAAUAGGAAGUCUGGAGCUCAAAAAGGCAUGCAGCUGCAUACAUCAUUACUGAACCAUCAUAAACUAUUGAAAUUUUAUAAACGACUCAAUAAAUAUUAUGAUGAUGAUUAUUAUCAGUAUAUUUAUUAUUAUUAUUAUUAUUAUGCCUGAGAUAUUAAAAGCAAAUGAAAGCAAUUUCACUGCAUUCCGAAUAAGCAACCUAGAGG